Molecule: messenger RNA, 900 nt
Organism: Haplochromis burtoni (Burton's mouthbrooder)
Lineage: Eukaryota; Metazoa; Chordata; Actinopteri; Cichliformes; Cichlidae
Gene: lzic
Product: leucine zipper and CTNNBIP1 domain containing
Exons: 7
Coding region: 323-892 (189 amino acids)
Molecular function (GO): beta-catenin binding
Source: RefSeq, a predicted model, not a curated record
UCACAAAUUCCCCAAAUCCCAAACGUCUCGACUAAUAGUAAACGUGUUAUAGCCGUAUUUUAAGUAAUUAUUUUUAAUUUUCCUCUAGAACGGCUACCUUCUUUAAUUUACGACAAACUCUUGAGCAAAUGCUAACAUUCUACUAAGGCUGAUUUGCAGCUGUUUACAAAGAAAUUCCCGCUCUGCUCUCAUCGAGUGGAAAUAGCACGUUAGGUCAUCUUUGAGUUAUCUGUGAAGUACAUCAGCAACAAAACCUAACGUGACCUGUUGUUUGGUGCCAGUUCUUUCAGUUCCCGUAGGAAAAAUAGGAUUUUAACUGAAGAUGGCCUCUCGAGGGAAAUCAGAAACUGGAAAAUUGAGGCAAAAUAUGGAGGAACAACUUGACAGACUAAUGCAGCAGCUUCAGGACCUGGAGGAAUGCAGAGAAGAUCUGGAUGAGGAAGAGUACGAAGAGACAAAGAAGGAAACUUUGGAGCAGCUGGGUGAAUUCAAUGACUCCUUGAAGAAAAUAAUGUCAGGAGAUAUGACACUUGUGGAUGAACUCAGUGGGAUGCAACUGGCGAUCCAAGCUGCCAUCAGCCAAGCCUUCAAAACCCCGGAGGUGAUACGACUUUUUGCUAAGAAGCAGCCAGGACAGCUGAGAAGCAGACUGGCAGAGAUGGACCGCGAUGUGAUGGUGGGAAAACUGUCACGGGACGUGUACACGCAGCAGAAAAUGGAAAUCCUCACUGCCUUGAGAAAACUGGGGGAGAAGCUCACCCCAGAAGACGAGACGUUCCUCACUGAAAACGCCACAGCGACCCUGAGCCAGUUUGAAAAAGUGACUGCAAACCAAGGGUCCGAAGACAAAAUAAUGGCUUUAGCUAGCUCUGGUGUGAAAACAAAGUCAUAGCAGUUCUG